This is a messenger RNA of Hordeum vulgare subsp. vulgare (domesticated barley), 1263 nucleotides long. Its product is annotated as MADS-box transcription factor 55-like. The record is from RefSeq and is a predicted model, not a curated record. The transcript has 8 exons. The coding region runs from base 232 to 957 and encodes 241 amino acids. Gene Ontology annotation, biological process: positive regulation of transcription by RNA polymerase II. Gene Ontology annotation, cellular component: nucleus. NCBI's taxonomy places the organism in Eukaryota, Viridiplantae, Streptophyta, Magnoliopsida, Poales, Poaceae. Gene Ontology annotation, molecular function: RNA polymerase II cis-regulatory region sequence-specific DNA binding; DNA-binding transcription factor activity, RNA polymerase II-specific; protein dimerization activity.
AGCGCGACCUCUCCCUCCCCCUCCCCUCCCCUUUCCCGUCGCUCCCCCUCCCAUUGGCGGGGCGGCGUUUAUAUACUAGGCGCACACACACGGGCGCACAUACCACGGCGCAGCAGAGAGGGCAAAAAUCUGGCCGGUACUGCUCGUCUGCUUGUUCCGUGCGGUUGAGCGGGAGGAGGGAGGGAGGGAGGGAGGAAGGCCGGCGGCGAGCGGUUGAGGUUUUCGGUCGAGAUGGCGCGGGAGAGGCGGGCGAUACGGCGGAUAGAGAGCGCGGCGGCGCGGCAGGUGACCUUCUCCAAGCGGAGGCGCGGGCUGUUCAAGAAGGCCGAGGAGCUCGCCGUGCUCUGCGACGCCGACGUCGCGCUCGUCGUCUUCUCCUCCACCGGCAAGCUCUCCCAGUUCGCCAGCUCCAGUAUGAACGAGAUCAUUGACAAGUAUAGUACUCAUUCAAAGAACCUGGGGAAAUCUGAUCAGCAGCCGGCUAUUGAUUUAAAUUUAGAGCACUGCAAGUAUGACAGUUUGAAUGAACAACUUGCAGAAGCAAGUCUUCGACUUAGACACAUGAGAGGUGAGGAACUUGACGGACUAAGUGUCGGUGAGUUGCAGCAGAUGGAAAAGAAUCUCGAAACAGGAUUGCAGAGGGUGCUUUGUACAAAGGACCGGCAAUUCAUGCAACAAAUUAGUGACCUGCAACAAAAGGGAACACAGCUGGCAGAGGAAAAUAUGCGCUUGAAAAACCAAAUGCAUGAGGUGCCAACUGCUAGCAUGGUGGCCGUUGCCGAUGUUGUCCCUGAAGAUGUCCAUUCAUCUGACUCUGUGAUGACGGCAGUACAUUCGGCAAGCUCGCAGGACAAUGACGACGGUUCUGAUAUAUCCCUUAAACUAGCAUUCUUCUUCACUCAACAGGUUACCUUGGAAGUAAGGUCCGCGGGGAGACAGACCACUAUGAGUCCAUGAGGGAGUUCCUUAGUAGAGAGAAGAUGUCCAAUGCUAUGGAGACUCACUCCAAGAUAGGCUGACUGGAAUGAUCCUAUAGUAGAAGCCAGAUCAGUUUAACCCGAUCAAAUUGUCGUUGUUUUAUGUCUGCAAUGCGCACGGCGCAGUUGUCCACCUUUGCCUGGGUAUUCAGUAACUGUACUUGUAGCGUAUCCUCUUGCUCUCUUAGCGACAUGUAUCAUUCGUGCAAACCAUGUAUGCACCUGCCGCGGCUAUGUGUAUUAUUUUAUGGUGAAGCGUAUGGGCACCGUUGCUCAUGCUGAUGAA